AUGACUGGGCCAUGGAGCACUACAGGAAUCCUGGCACAACUUCUUAUUCCCACUGGCAACAACCACGCAUUACUGCUAUUCAUGCUGGAAUAUUCGAAGAACUGUGCUAUCUCUUUCGGAGACAGAAUGUCUCUUUGCGCCUACAAUUACACGGAUAGACGCAAUAUUGUAAUGACCUAUCUUCGCCGCAUCCGAGUUCUCGACCUGUUUCUUCGUCCCGAUAUUGGCAUGGACGAAUGCAUCGGCCUGGUACGCGAUAUCGCUGCGCCGGGUGCUGCUCCUCAACUAGACGUCCUUAAACUUGCAAUGACCGACCAUUUCGGUCUGAAUCCGACCGUCACGCUGGCAGUACCACUACUGCCGGCGUCUUUGACAUCUCUCACGCUUCGGGAUUGUGUUUUCGUACCCCUCGCCGACUGCCCGCCACUCAUUCACUUGACCCACUUCUGCUUGGAGGAAGACGCCAGGCAUCAUCGUCGAUCGAGUCGAGGCAUUCCGCUAUAUGAUGCCCUCGACAAAAUGCCCAGCCUGACACACCUUACGUUCCGGCAUGGAACCUACGACCUCCGCGACCAGGCGGAGCCUCUCCCUCGAGCUCAGCCCGUCCACCUGCCACAUCUUGAAUUUUUCGAUUUCUAUGGCACUUCAUCCUACUACCUCGACAUCCUCCCAAACCUAUCUUUUCCGUCUUCGGUCGUCAGAAACAUCCACCUAAAUGAACAACCACCGCGUCUGGUCCCCUUUUUCGCAACCAGCGUGGUCAAAGUCCAGCGGAAAAUUUACGUGGAUACGGUCUGCAACGAACUCUCCGAUGCUUUCGAUAACUGGCGUUACAGUCAGGCCAUGGUCGGAACCUACCAGGUCAAAUUUUCUCUCAACAGUGUCGUCGCCGGAAUCGAGGAAUCGCUGCAGCUCACAGCAGUGAUCACAUCAUCGGCCACUCAACAGCCUUCCACCCCAAACGCUGCCAAUCCCGAGCUCACCGUUCUCACUCUCCAGCUCGACGACUACUCCGACGAAAUUAGCGACGUCCUUGACAUCUUCGAGAAAAUCUCCGACUUCUUUCCAACGCAUAUCGUGGACUCUUUCCACUUCGAGACCAACAUCGAAGAUCACAAACUCGAGAUGUGGGAGCCUGCCUUGCUUGACUGGGAAGAGGUCAGAGAUGUGAAGCUGGAGGGCACCGGCGCUGCGCAGUGGCUGAUCCCGUGGCUUAUGGAAAUUUAUGGUACGGUAACUGCUCAAGAGGACGGGAACGGAGUUCAGGGGCCGAAGGGGGGGACUGAGGAAGUCCAGGGCUUGACGAGUACUCCUGACGUUUUCCCGAAGAUGACGAUUUUGUCUCUGCACAGGAUUAGGAUGAAUGAAUGUUGGCCGAGGAAUGUCGUCUCUAUCAUGGACGUCCCUAUGGACUUUGAUUGGGCAAGCGUGAUGAUGAUGUUGACACAGAGAGCCAGUUGUCAUGAUGGGUCAGGGAAGGAUGUUCAAUCGCUGCGUCUGCAGAUUUUGAAGUGCCAGGUGAGGGAAUGGAGGGUGAAGGACAUAGUGAAGAAGGGAUGGGUUCAGGACGGUAUGCUUGAGUGGGAUGGGGACGAAGGUGAAGACGAAGAAAGAGAGGAUACCCAUUGA
Molecule: messenger RNA, 1629 nt
Organism: Stereum hirsutum FP-91666 SS1
Lineage: Eukaryota; Fungi; Basidiomycota; Agaricomycetes; Russulales; Stereaceae
Exons: 2
Coding region: 1-1629 (542 amino acids)
Source: RefSeq, a predicted model, not a curated record